Periconia digitata is the source of this 1849-nucleotide messenger RNA. NCBI's taxonomy places the organism in Eukaryota, Fungi, Ascomycota, Dothideomycetes, Pleosporales, Periconiaceae. The record is from the annotation of a GenBank genome assembly.
AAUGCAGGCUGUCACCGAUGAGCAACAAGGAGAAAGCUUCUGCGCAUGCUUGCGGCCGGACGUCCUGGAUCUCAUUGGCGGGCCUUGCUGUAUCGGCUGCGGACGCAGAAUUGAUCAUAAUAGCCCUCUGAAGACAUUAUCUCACCAGUCAAGCAGUAUCUAUAGAUACAAGUCGUUGAAAGUUUCGGAUGAGAUACGGCUUGUGCGCUUAUUACCUGCGAAGAAUCGGGACGACGAUGUCCAAUGCGUUAUAACACACACAGCCUUACACCGCGGCUUAUGUUUCGAGGCGCUUUCAUAUGCUUGGGGUAGUACCGUUCUCUCACAAACUAUCCAUACUUUUGAAGGGAUCGUACGAGUUACUCAAAACUGUAGCGACGCGCUAAGAGACUUGCGACACCAGGAUGAAAGCCGUCUUCUUUGGAUAGAUGCAAUUUGCAUCAAUCAGGAAAGCAACGACGAGAAAAACCAUCAAGUACCCCUCAUGAGUAAGAUAUAUGCAGCUGCUUCUCGAACCCUCAUAUAUAUUGGGCCUGAUCUACUCGCAACCGCCCGCGAUACUUUCCGGCAUCUGGAAGAGGGCGACGGAUACUGCCACAAAUGCGAAGAUUGCCGCCUCCGCAGAAUGAGCAAUUCAAAUCUCUCAUGGCAUCGCACAACGAGAAAGCAUGGUCCAGAGACGAUGUGGAAUGACUUGACGAGAAUAGUUGGUAUGCCCUGGUUCUCUCGUGUGUGGGUCCUACAGGAGAUCGCCAACAGCAAAAAAGCGCUUUUGGUAUGGGGAACCGAAUCGGUGGACUGGAAGGUACUUUCCACCACUGCGAUACGAAUCUACUCCGAUACUGCAUCAUAUCGAUCACGAUUUCCUGCUUGGCGCCAAUUCCGCCUCCCGCCGACAUUACUACUUGCUGACUCCGACCCACGACCAUUCAACGAUCUCUAUACGCUGAUUCAUUUCGCUAAGAACACGCAUGCAUCCGAUCCAAGAGACAAGGUUUUUGCUUUGCUUGGACUGUUGAAACCGACAGUCCGCCAUGGUAUAGUUCCAGAUUACAACAAAUCGGUAGAAGAAGUCUACUUUGACUUCGUCCAGAAUUUUGUCAGGGUCUACAACCAUUUGGACAUCUUGCGAUUCCAUCAACCCGAACCUGAAGAACACUGGCUUGAACCAGAGCCACAUUCGACUGCCAAUAGUGCAAAAGGCGAGAUGAUUCCCGAGAGAAAGAACUUCGAACCAGAGUCGAGAGUUCCGUCAUGGUUGCCCAGUCUGGAUUUCGAAACUGAGCCCACAACUGGCAUCUACUACGGAAUAAAGAAAGAAUCAGAAAUCGAAAAGUCCAGUCAGCCUGUAAAGCGUGACUGUACCUCAAAACAUCAUGAUCAUCAUGGUCCAGCCAUGGAAGUCAGCCUAUUACGAGAUGCGACUGUAUCGGAAUACAUCGAGAAAAUCAAACGUGACGAGGGACUGCUGUCCAGCCAAACGUGGUCACGGCUCAUGGUAACUUUGGAUAUUCUACGCAGCCGCCCAAUAAAUGACAUCGUGAUGCUAUAUCAUGCGGGAAGAAUCCGAGCAAACGAUGAAAUCUGUCACAUCCGUGGGGUUAGUGGGCCAGUCAUCUUGCGACCAGUUCAAAACGGCCACGCUGGGCCAACUUUUCGACUAGUCACUUUCUGCAGUCUGUUCAUGAAAAUGGACUGGUACAAAUUUGGCCAUAUUUUGUCAGGGGAGCGAUUCAGAGAUAUCAUGCGCGAAUACAAGCCAGAGGGAGAAACAGCUGCAAAAGUCGAUUCCCCUAAUAGUUCUCAACCUGAAUUGAAAAAGGAUUGGGUAACUGCCUGCUUAGUCUAG